Kalmanozyma brasiliensis GHG001 is the source of this 1032-nucleotide messenger RNA. RefSeq lists its product as uncharacterized. The record is from RefSeq and is a predicted model, not a curated record. Lineage: Eukaryota; Fungi; Basidiomycota; Ustilaginomycetes; Ustilaginales. The transcript has a single exon. The coding region runs from base 1 to 1032 and encodes 343 amino acids.
AUGAAGUUCGCAUCGAUCAUUACCGCCCUCGUGGCGCUCGCCUCGUCGGCUGUUGUCGCCUCUCCCCUCGUCAAGCGUCUCCCGUCUGGCUCCGACCCAGCCCUGUCGACCCCUCAGGCCGUCCUCGACGCCGGUCUCUUCUGCCAGAACGGCUCGCCCUCCGCCCAGAACAAGCCCAUCCUCCUCGUCCCCGGCACCGGUGUUGACGGCCGUCAGAACUUCGACUCGAACUGGAUCCCCCUCUCCACCAUGCUCGGCUACUCGCCUUGCUGGGUCUCUCCUCCUCCCUUUAUGCUCAACGACUCGCAGAUCAACGCCGAGUACGUCGUCAAUGCUGUGCGAAGGCUCUACGCCGGCUCAGGCUCUACCAAGCUCCCCGUGCUCACCUGGUCGCAGGGCGGUCUGGUGACCCAGUGGGCGCUCACCUUCUUCCCCAGCACCCGCAACCAGAUCGACCGCCUCGUCGCCUUCGUCCCCGACUACAAGGGAACCGUCAACGCUUACCCUCUCACUGCCACCGACACUGCCAGCCCUUCCAUCUGGCAGCAGCGCGCCGGAUCCGCCUUCACCACCGCCCUCCGCAACGCUGGCGGUCUGAACAAGAUCGUACCCACCACCAACACCUACUCGGCGACCGACGAGAUCGUCCAGCCCCAGAUCACCAACAGCCCUAUCGACUCGAGCUUCCUCUUCAACGCCAAGAACAUUCAGUCCCAGUCCGUGUGCGGGCCCGCGUUCGUGGCUGACCAUGCCCAGUCGCUCGUCAACCAGUUUGCCUACGUCGUCGGCCGAAGCGCGCUCAGGAGCUCCACCGGUCAGGCGCAGAGCAGCGACUACAGCAUCGCCGACUGCAACCCCUUGCCCGCCGACCCCCUCACCCCGCAGCAGAAGGCAGAGUCGAGCACUCUUCUGUUGGUCGCGGCCGCCAACGUUGCCGCCGGUCCCAAGACCAACUGCGAGCCCGACCUCAAGCCCUACGCUCGACCUUUCGCUCCCGGCAGCCAGACGUGCUCCGGCUUCACCACCUUCUAA